UCAUGCAUGCAGACGGCCUCCAUCAAACUGCCCUCGUCUGUGUUCGCGUCUGAGUUUGAAGAGGAAGUGGGUUUAUUAAACAAAGCAGCUCCUGUUUCAGGGCCGCGGUUGGAUAUGGAUCCUGACAUUGUCGCUGCGCUGGAUGAGGACUUUGAUUUUGACAACCCAGAGAACAUGCUGGAAGAUGACUUCAUCAUCAAAGCCAAUGACGUCAUGGGCGACGGGGAGUUCAUGUUUGCCGACUGUGAGACGAAGAGUCGUUUCACAGAGUAUUCACUCACAUCCUCCGUCCUGAGGAGGAAUGAGCAGCUCACGCUUCUGGACGACCGCUUCGAGAAGUUUUACGAGCAGUUUGACGAUGAUGAGAUCGGCGCACUGGAUAACGCAGAGCUGGAGGGCUACAUCGAACCGGACAGCAAGCGACUGGAGGAGGUCUUCAAAGAUUACUUCAUACAGAAAGAGAAAGAAUGCAUAAAUGUAUAUACGUGUUUGCAGAUCCGAGUGUCUGAUAAGACAGGGAUUCCUCUGGACGUCCUGCCGAAACGAGGCCUGACGGCCAAACAGGUGGAGAGGAUGGAGAGGAUCAACGACUCGGACCUGCCCCGAGCCUCCAAGCAGCCCCGCUCACGGGAAGAAAGCGCAGAGGAGAAGAGAGCCAGGAAACAGGCCAUCAAGACGGAGAGGAAGGAGAGGAGGUCGGAGAAGAAAGCAAACAAACUGGCAUUCAAACAGGAGAAACAGAUGCAGGAGAAGCAGAUGGUUAAUUUAAGAGCAAACGUUCAGGGCCUGAAGCUCUCGUAGGACUGCAGAGACGCUCCAGAGACUGUCGACAUCACUGCAAUGUUUCUAACACCAGCGGAGACUACAGGACCUCACUGAAGACACAUCACUUCGCAGGUUACACUGUUGCAGUGCGUGAUGACAUUAUUUUCCUUACCAGAACGUCCAUGUUUGUUUGACUCGUACAGUGAGUUGUAAUGGAAACAUCAUAACAAAUGGAAUCUAUAGAAACUGUUCUAAGUUUGACUGUUUGAAGGUGAACGGGAGUUCAUUUCUUAAUGACUCCGCAGCAUUUUUUGUACAAAAAGGUAAUUAAACAUUCAUCAUAUUCAAAGGUUUUCAACCAGUUAUAUUAAAAAAACAACAACACACAAGUAUUAUUUUUUCCAUAGAAUCCCAUUCAGCUUUUAAUAAAAACACAAUAUGGAAAAAAAAAAAAAAAUUUUUUUUUUUUUUUUUUUUACCAGUGGCACAAUAUUGAACAAUGCAAACUAUCUCUUGUCCUCUCCCAUCAUUGUUAUGCAAAGUGCAUAAAUGCCAUUCACAGGAUUUGAACAAUAAACAACCUUGACCUCAAAA
This is a messenger RNA of Sinocyclocheilus grahami, 1359 nucleotides long. RefSeq names its product protein LTV1 homolog. Gene Ontology annotation, cellular component: nucleus; preribosome, small subunit precursor; cytosol. Gene Ontology annotation, biological process: ribosomal small subunit biogenesis; ribosomal small subunit export from nucleus. Bases 7 to 801 code for a protein of 264 amino acids. Lineage: Eukaryota; Metazoa; Chordata; Actinopteri; Cypriniformes; Cyprinidae. The transcript is spliced from 6 exons. The record is from RefSeq and is a predicted model, not a curated record.